Molecule: messenger RNA, 1140 nt
Organism: Oryzias melastigma (Indian medaka)
Lineage: Eukaryota; Metazoa; Chordata; Actinopteri; Beloniformes; Adrianichthyidae
Gene: tatdn1
Product: TatD DNase domain containing 1
Exons: 12
Coding region: 95-1039 (314 amino acids)
Cellular component (GO): cytosol
Molecular function (GO): 3'-5'-DNA exonuclease activity
Source: RefSeq, a predicted model, not a curated record
UUUCAAUAAGCAAAUACAUUAAAACUAGGGGCGUAAUUAACUGAUUAAAACACCGAACUAUUUUGUAGUACCAUCAUUACGGUACUGUUGCAUCAUGGGAUUUUUGAAGGCUGCAAGUAUAUUUCUUUUUAGAAGUAUAACAACCAUGGCACAGUACAAAUUCAUUGAUAUUGGUGUGAAUCUGACGGAUCCCAUGUUCAGAGGAGUUUACAGAGGGAAACAAAAACAUGACGAUGAUUUUGAUCAGAUCAUUGACAGAGCUCUCCAAGUUGGAGUUGAAAAGUUCAUGAUCACUGGGGGGAACCUUGAAGACAGCCGGGAGGCCCUAAAACUGGCUGAGACUCGAGAUGAGUUUUACUGCACAGUCGGCUGCCAUCCUACCCGCUGUGCUGAGUUUGAGCAGAGCGGAGAAUCCGAGUACCUGUCAGGGUUGAUGGAACUGGCGUCCGCACACAGAGGGAAGGUGGUGGCCAUCGGAGAGUGUGGGCUGGAUUUUGAUCGGUUGGAGUUUUGCCCAAAGGAGACUCAACUAAAAUACUUUGAGAAGCAGUUUGACCUGGCGGAAAGCACCAAGUUUCCCAUGUUCCUCCACUGCAGAAACGCCCAUCAGGAGUUCGUUGACAUCAUGAAGAGAAAUCGAGACCGAUGUGUGGGAGGAGUGGUGCAUUCAUUUGAUGGAACUGCAGAAGAUGCUGCUGCCAUCCUUGACAUGGACCUCUAUAUUGGCAUAAACGGAUGCUCCUUGAAAACGGAGUCCAAUCUUGAAGCCAUGAAGUCCAUCCCCACGGAAAGAUUGAUGAUAGAAACAGAUGCUCCGUGGUGCGGUGUAAAGAACACUCACGCAGGCUCUCGACAUGUUAAAACAACAUUCCCCACCAAAAAGAAAUGGGAGACGGGACAUUGUUUAAAAGACAGAAAUGAGCCCUGCCAUAUCAUACAAGUUCUUGAAGUGAUAGCAGCUGUCAGGGAAGAAGAUCCAGUGGAACUUGCCAACACAAUCUACAACAACACCUUCAAAGUCUUCUUCAGCUCCAGCUGAUGACCAAGAGAUGUCCUCAGAAUGAUCAUGUGUUUCACUGACAGAAGUCUUUGUGAAAUCAGAGAAGUUUCUGAAAUAAUAAACACUUGUCUCUAAAAGUA